Molecule: messenger RNA, 159 nt
Organism: Ostreococcus lucimarinus CCE9901
Lineage: Eukaryota; Viridiplantae; Chlorophyta; Mamiellophyceae; Mamiellales; Bathycoccaceae
Exons: 2
Coding region: 1-159 (52 amino acids)
Biological process (GO): mitochondrial electron transport, ubiquinol to cytochrome c
Source: RefSeq, a predicted model, not a curated record
AUGCCGAAGUGCGAAAAGUUCGUCAAGCUGUACGAGGCGUGCGCGGAGAGGAUCAAGGGAGACGAGACGGGGGAGGCGCACUGCACGGGGCAAUAUUUUGACAUGUACAAGUGCGUGGAUGAAUGCGCGAAGGACGAAGUGAUGCGACGCACGGCGUAG